Sarcophilus harrisii (Tasmanian devil) is the source of this 3454-nucleotide messenger RNA. RefSeq names its product telomere maintenance 2 (gene TELO2). Gene Ontology annotation, cellular component: cytosol. Bases 434 to 2941 code for a protein of 835 amino acids. Gene Ontology annotation, molecular function: Hsp90 protein binding; telomeric repeat DNA binding. Gene Ontology annotation, biological process: telomere maintenance via telomerase; protein stabilization. Lineage: Eukaryota; Metazoa; Chordata; Mammalia; Dasyuromorphia; Dasyuridae. The transcript is spliced from 21 exons. The record is from RefSeq and is a predicted model, not a curated record.
GGCGGCUUUCUUGGGGGAAGGGAAAGAUCUUUAAUUCACCGUGCGACCUUAUGGAGCUCGGUUUUUCUUUUAGGCCUCAGAUUCCUUAAAAAAGGAAACCCGCAAGCGAAUGGAUUAACGAAGGGGUUUAGGGAGCCCCAGGAGAAUAAAACAGAUUGGUUUAGAUCUGGAGACCCUCCCGAGGCCAAACAGGUUUCAGCAGACCAUCCAACCCGCGUCCAAGUGUUCUUUCUGUCACCCCAUAGAGGUUCACACAGUAACAGUACUUGAGAGGUUUUGGGAGAUCAUCUGAGGCCAGCUGCCUCCUAUGUAUAGAUAAGGAAACCGAAGUCCAGAGAAGACCCAGUCACACAAUGGAUCAAUGACAUAUUGGAUCUUGUCUUUUGUCUUGUGUUCUUUGCUUGGGUUAGGCUGAGCUCUGAUACUAAACACAAUGGAUCCUGAAGUCUCUGAGGUCCGACACACUGUACAAGAAGCUCUCCACACUCUUUCAUCUUCCAGGGAUGGGAUCCAAAUCUCUAAGGCCUUGACAUCUAUGAAGCUCUACUUGAAUGGAGUGCAGAAUACAGUCCUGCCCAGAGAGAGGGAAGAAUUUUGCAAGAUCUACUUUUCUACCUUUCUUCGAUGUCUUGUCAACAAAUUGAGCCCUGAUUGGCUAGAACUGCUACCCACUGGCCAACUGGAAGAACUGUGGGAUAGUUUUUUCCUAGAAGGUCCAGCUGACCAAGCCUUUCUAGUAUUGAUGGAAUCCAUCAUUGUUAUUGCUGGUCCGAGCUAUCGCCUGAUGAAAAUGGCCCAGGUGCUCACCAAGUUCCUGAAGAUGGGCAGAUUGGCCGAACUGAUGUGGGAGAUGUGUCAGCAGCAGGUGCCCCGGGGCUCAUCCCUUCUCCAGGAAACUCUCCUCAACAAAGUUGUGUGUCUGCCCGACCACCUGAGCAACCAAAUGAAAGAGCAAAGCCCAUCCCUGUUCUUCCCUCAGAACUACUUCCCUUUGCUUGGGGAAGAGAUAAUCCAAGUGCUUCAGAGGAUCUCUGACUCCCUCAGAGGAGGCUUGGAUUGUUCCAUCUCCUUUUUAUCUCAAAUAGUGGCGAAAGUCUGCAUCCAUGGGAGACAAAAGGAGAUUUUGGGAGUGUUGGUGCCCCGAUUGAUGGAGCUCACCCAGGCUGACUGCAUCUGGCAGAGGCUUAGUUGGAGGCUUGUGGAAAGUGUGCCAGACCGGGGCAUGGAGGCUGUAGUAUCUGGACUUAUCCAAGAAGCUUCAGAGGCCAAAGUUCUUUCUCAAUUACUGGGGAACCUGGUGAUGAAGAACAAGAAAGCCCAGUUUGUGGUGACCCGGAAAUUCCUGUUGUUGCAGUACAGAUAUCCAACUGAAGUGCUACAAAAUCUUCUGGGGUACCUGGCCUUGGAUAGCCACCGGCGUACUCUCCUCUUACAGGUGCUGAAGGACCUCUUAGAGACCUGGGGCAGCAGCAGUGUUGUCAAACAUUCUCCUGUGGAGCAGCAGUUUUAUGUCAGCAAAGCCAUCCUGAUCUGCUUGUCCCACCUGAAGGAGUCAGAGAUAGAGCACAUCAGGGAAGAGCUGCUGACCUCCAUGAUGGGAGGUGUGCAGUGCCAUAUUGAGAGUAGUUUGCCCCAAGUCCGACACCUGGGAAUGAUUGUAGCAGAGACUAUCAGUUCCCGAAUACACUCUGAGGGGCCCCAUCUGAAAUUCCAGUAUGAAGAAAAUAAAUUGACCAGAGAAUUAUUGUCUUUGGUGAAUUUGAAGCCUGCUGAUGCUAGCUCUCCAGCUUCUGGCUUCCCCGCUGUGCCAGCAUCUGUCAUACAACCAUCAAGUCUAAGCCCAGAGGGCAAAGCACACCGAGAAGAAGAGAAAGACAAGGGGUCUGCCUCGGAUCUAGACAGUGAUGAUGAAUUUGUCCCCUACGACAUGUCACGGGACAAAGAGUUGAAGAGCACCAAGGCUCCAGUGUACAUCCGGGAUUGCCUGGAAGCACUGACAACCUCAGAGGAUGUGGAGCGCUGGGAAGUGACGCUGCAGGUUCUAGAGAGCUUGAUCAAAAGGAGCCCAGCUGCAACAAAAGAGGUGAGUAAAGAGUUAGCCAAGGUACUGCUCCAUCUGGAGGAGAAGACCUCUAUGGAGGGAUUUGAAAUGCUGCGUCAACGAGCGCUGGUGGCUGUCACUGUCACAGACCCAAUACAGGUUGCACAAUAUCUGACUUCCCAGUUCUAUGCCAUGAAUUAUAGCCUUCGGCAACGGAUGGACAUCUUGGAUGUGUUGGUUCUUGCAGCUCAGGAACUCUCAAGCCCUAAGAGCCUAGAGGAAGCCAAGAUCCUUGGUCCUUCCAGGCCUGAUAUCCAGCUCUUGCCUGCACCACAGACCCCCAGUCUCAACAAAGUUCCUUCUGAGGAUUGGAGGAAAAUUGUGGAAGAGAGGAUCAAAAACAAGACACGGCGAUUUGGCAAGGGUCCUUCCAGAACCGACACAGCAAAUGGACCCAACAAGUUUAAUUCUGUGGUUGGUUAUUUCUUCUUUCCUCUCAUUGAACGUUUUGACAGGCCUCUUGUGACUUUUGACCUUUUGGGAGAUGAUUCUUUGGUCCUGGGAAGACUAGUUCACACUGUGGGAAUCCUGAUGUAUUUUGCCAUUAAUACCACAGCAGCUGUGCCAAUGGGAAAGACGCUGUUGGAGUUUGUGUGGGCACUUCGUUUUCAUACAGAUGCGUAUGUGCGUCAAGGCCUUCUGUACUCCAUCUCCUCCGUACUCUGGAGUGUACCUGCAGAGCGCCUUCUUGGAGAUCUGACAGAUGAGCUCCUAGAAACCAGGUCGUGGCUGGCAGUUGUAGCAGAGAAUGACCCAGAUGAAGACUGUAGGAAGCUGGCCAUGCAGGCACUCCUACUGAUGGAAAAGCUAAAAGACAAACUCCAAAUAGUUGGUUCUUAGUCAAUCCAGUUGCCCUUAACCUGGCCCUACAGGUGACCUGAAAGGAUUUUUGGGCCAUCACCUGGCUGGCAAAGAGGAAGGCAGGGAGAAACAGGGGCCUGGCCUGACAUCUGGGCUUUGUAGUGGCAGCCAACUCUGUGAAAUAUUGAUAUCCGGUACUGAGUGUACAGAUGCAGGAAAACGCAGUAGAGUUGCUGUCUUCCUCCCCUCCCCCCUGCACACUGAAUAUGCUAUUUUUAGCCUGGUGUGUUUUGAGUCUUCAGCUAAAAAUACAGCAAACCCUGUAUAGCCACUGCCUCUGUACUGAAACCGCAGGAGCAGAGAACUGGUCACUGAUGGCUAUGGAAGGAGUCGCCUACAUGCCAGAAGCAGCAGCCAGCUCCAAGAUUUCUCAUUCAAUUGUUUCUUGAUUCAUUGAAUCUUGUUAAGAGUGAAAGAUGUGGUGUGGUCAUAAAGCUAAAAAAGGUCUUACCUCCUGUGAAAUUUCUUCACAUUAACAUCCCCCUCUGCCCC